AUGGCGGCUGCGGCUGACUCUCCAGCGCGUCAGGUGCUUCAUUCUCCGAAUGGACACUCCACAGAUGGACACCCAGGUGAACAGUUAGAUGCCUCGGAGAACCACAGCUGCAGGGAGCCCUGUGCAGGUGAUUUUCGGCUGGUCGAGGAACCGCCGGAUUUCUUCCUGGCAGCAAAUCCCUCGACCAAGCAAUUGGAGGCCUUCCGAGCCUUCAGCGAAAGUGCUCGGGCGGCCAGAAAUGAAUUCUUAAUGGGCAUGAAGGCCUCCGGAAGCUGCACAGAGGCAGAAGCGGACUCCCCAGCAGACACUCGUAGCAAGUCCGCCUUCGUCAGUCGCACGCUCAGCCGACCUAGCAGCGGCAGGGAAGGGCAUUCCGCAUCUGAAACGCCAGGGGCUGCGCAACUCAAGUAUCCAGAAGGCGCUAGCCCAUCUUCCGAUGCCGAAGCUGCAGCAGCAGCACCAGGUGAUGCUUAUCCGGAGGUGCCCGAGUUAGCUGGAAGCACUCGCCUGCUGCGGUACCUUCAAGGUUUCGACUACGAUGCCACUGCCGCCAACAACGCCUAUCGACGCCACAUGAAGUGGAGAGAAGAGAUGAGUCUUAAUUCCAACAAGAGGAGAACAGUUGUGGAAUCAAUGCUGCUACCUAUGAGACCUGAGGCCUCCCCCAAGCACGCCGAUGUCACUCGAUUUUUUUCCACAAAUCCUGUACUGCGCCGUGACGGGGGACGAGCCCCAAGCUUGGACAUUUGUGCUGCAGCAGCAGCUGCAGCCAGUGCGCCUGGAGGCGGGGACAGUCUGUUGCAGGCCCUCAGUGACAAGGCGUUAGAUGCGGUGAUCUUGGAUAAGCAAGGGAACAUAAUUUCUAUAGAACGGCCAGGACUUCUUGACGUAAACGGUUUGUUCUCGGCGGUUUCAGAAGAAGAAUUUUUGGGGUGGCAUUCCGACAUUUUGGAGUUCCGCUGCAUGCUCCUUGACGUGUGGGUUUGGGACGAACUCGUCAGGAUGAGCAUGCUGUCUCGUAAGUUCAACAGAAUGGUUCGUGUAACCGCAGUUGUCGACUUGCAGGGCCUCUCCACGCGGAUUUUGAACCGACGAGCGCUCAAUUUGCUGAGGAGGACAAUUAGUUCGGCAAGUGAAAACUAUCCGGAAUCCAUUGGCACGAUGUACUUCAUCAACACUCCCCGCACGUUCUCAACUCUUUGGUCUGCCAUCCGUGGAUGGCUGCGAGAGAGGACCAUCAAUAAGAUCAAGCUCUUGAGCAGCGACGCGGAAAGUGUUUUAGUGAAAAACAUUGGGGGUUACGCCUUGCCUCCGUCUCUGGGGGGGAUCUGCACUUCUUCACUGGCAGACGUUCCUCCAUUGGAGACAGACUUAGGCCCGGGCAGCAUGAUUCUCAAUGUGGGAGCCAGGCGGUGCAACCAAGCGGUCGAGUUGAUCCCCCAAAAAUCCGUCGUGCAGUGGGCAUGGGUAGCGGAGGACUUCGACGUGGGAUUCAGCGCAAUUUGGAGGUCUCAGUCCGGAAAUGAGAGCAUUAUUGAGGAGCACCGCAAAUACCCUCCCCGCAAGCGAGUCAGCGGCGUUGUUAGCGCGGAACAAGAGGGCACUUUGAUUCUCUCAUUUGAUAACUCGUGGGGCCUGAUAUCCUCUCGGCGUGUCCGUUAUAAGAUUGAAGUAAUGCAAGCAUCGGCAGAUGCAGUCCCAGCACACAGUUGCGGAGAAGACGCGAACGUUAUAUGA
Molecule: messenger RNA, 1737 nt
Organism: Eimeria mitis
Lineage: Eukaryota; Apicomplexa; Conoidasida; Eucoccidiorida; Eimeriidae
Product: At4g36490/C7A10_870, related
Exons: 11
Coding region: 1-1737 (578 amino acids)
Cellular component (GO): cytoplasm
Source: RefSeq, a predicted model, not a curated record